Messenger RNA from Dermacentor andersoni, 1121 nucleotides. RefSeq lists its product as uncharacterized. The record is from RefSeq and is a predicted model, not a curated record. NCBI's taxonomy places the organism in Eukaryota, Metazoa, Arthropoda, Arachnida, Ixodida, Ixodidae.
GGCUGCUCCGAGGAAGCGAGAAGUUGUGAACGGUUUCGUCUUUCGAGUCUCAAGACAGUGGUGCUCCUUUCAGUUCCCUGAGGUUUUCCUAACCAAGAAACAUGCAGGCCUUCAUCGCAGCAGCCGUUCUAAGCUUCGUCGCCUCGGCUCUAGCCGGUGGCUACGGAGGUGGUUACGGUGGCGGUUAUGGCGGCGGCUACGCCGCGGCGCCCGUCGCGCUCGGCGCCACCUACGCCGCCCCGGCCGUGGGCUACGGAUACGGCGUAGGCGCCAAGACCCUGUCCUACGGCGCAACCUACUCUGCUCCCGUCGCUACCUAUGCCGCCCCAGCCGUCACCAAGACCGUCUCAACAUACGCAGCUCCCGCCGUAGCCUAUGGCGGAUACGGAGGUUACGGUGGAUACGGAGGAUACGGCGGCUACGGAGGAGGACUGGGAUACGCGGCACCCGCUGCCGUCGCUACCUACGCCGCACCCGCCGUGGCUAAGACCGUUGUUGCCGCUCCGGCCGUCGCUACAUACGCCGCUCCCGCCGCUGUCGGCUACGGCUACGGAGGAUAUGGCCUUGGCGGCUAUGGAGGAUACGGUCACGGCGGAUACGGAGGUUACGGACACGGUGGAUACGGAGGAUACGGAGCCGGCUACGUCGCCCCUGCAGUCGCGACUUACGCUGCUCCCGCCGUCGCCCGCUAUGCCGUCCCGGCUGUAACCAAGACCGUGUCCGUGGCUCCAGCCGUCGCCAGCUACGCCGUGCCAGCCGUGGCGACCAAGGCUGUUGGCUACGGCCUCGGCUACGGUGGCGGAUACGGAGGCGGCUACGGAGCCGGAUACGGCAUCGGAUAUGGAGCCGGGUACGGCCUCGGCUACGCAGCGCCAGUGUACGGCCACUACGCGUCCAAGUACUACAAGAAAUGAGCGCAUACCAAGAUCAGCCUCUGAAGAGGAGGACGUCACAGCGCUCACAAGAUUUUCGGGCUUCCACCAGGCAUCAGCGCAUCGAACGAGACUCACCAUCGAGACAAGCUUCCGCGCUUUUUCUUCGUAUUUAUUUUCUCGCUCGGCUGACUCGUGCUGCCGAUGCUUCUCCCGUUGAAAAUAAAAAAAGCUCGCGAUAACACUUCA